Echinops telfairi (small Madagascar hedgehog) is the source of this 4395-nucleotide messenger RNA. It is a transcript of the gene ZNF436, whose product is annotated as zinc finger protein 436. Gene Ontology annotation, molecular function: DNA-binding transcription factor activity; RNA polymerase II cis-regulatory region sequence-specific DNA binding. NCBI's taxonomy places the organism in Eukaryota, Metazoa, Chordata, Mammalia, Afrosoricida, Tenrecidae. The transcript has 4 exons. The record is from RefSeq and is a predicted model, not a curated record. Bases 470 to 1882 code for a protein of 470 amino acids. Gene Ontology annotation, biological process: regulation of transcription by RNA polymerase II.
CCCCGCGCAGAAUGCAUGCUUUCCCUAGUGCUCAGCUUCCAUUGUCUAAUUCCCGCAUGUUGGCAGGGAGCAGAAAAGGCUGCAAGUCCUUCCGUUCAGAACUUUAGCUGUUGGUGGUGUUUCUUGGCCAGAAGCUGUGGUCUCGGGGAUCUGCCGACGAGCCUGUGGUUUCUCUGAGCUGCCGGAGUGUCAGAAUCUGUGAGUCCGUGGGAGUAGCCUCCGAUCCCUGGACUGUGCCUGAAAAUCGACGGACUCGCAAAAGAUCUGAGUUCUCCGGGAUCUGCCAGUGAUCUCUAUGAUCUCUUCCAACGCGAGGUCUCAGAAAACUGUCUGCAGUUCUGGGAUCUAUUUGAGACCCUGUGGAUCUUUGGACUCCGAGGUCUACUGAAUUUCUGGUGAGCCCAGGAGUGCUGUCUGCUCGCUGCCUUUCCUGCUGUCUCUCCCGGGAGGCCCACCCAUUGCACCCGAGAUGGCAGCCACCCUGCUCAUGGCUGGGUCCCAGGCACCGGUGACAUUUGAAGAUAUGGCCAUGUACCUAACUCGGGAAGAAUGGAGACCUCUAGACCCUACACAGAGGGACCUUUACAGGGAUGUCAUGCAGGAGAACUAUGGAAAUGUUGUCUCAUUAGAUUUUGAGAUCAGGAGUGAGAACGAGGUGAAUACAAAGCAAGAGAUGAGUGAAGACGUAGAAUUUGGGACCACAUCUGAAAGACCAGUUGGGACUGCUGAAGAAACUCCUGAAAGCGAAGAGGCCUUUGAAAGUGGGGAUCAAUCAGAAAGGCAGUGGGGAGAUCUAACAGCAGAAGAGUGGGUGAGCUAUCCUCUCCAACAAGUCACCGAUUUGCUUGUCCACAAGGAAGUCCACACAGACAUCCAAUACCAUAUAUGCUCUCAUUGUGGCAAGGCCUUCAGUCAGAUCUCAGAUCUUAAUCGCCAUCAAAAAACCCACACUGGUGAUAGACCUUACAAGUGUUAUGAAUGUGGAAAGGGCUUCAGUCGGAGCUCACACCUUAUUCAGCAUCAAAGAACACACACUGGGGAGAGGCCCUACGACUGUAACGAGUGCGGGAAAAGCUUUGGAAGAAGCUCUCACCUCAUUCAGCAUCAGACAAUACACACUGGAGAAAAACCCCACAAAUGUAAUGAAUGUGGGAAAAGUUUCUGCCGGCUCUCUCACCUAAUCCAGCAUCAAAGGACCCACAGUGGGGAGAAGCCCUACGAGUGUGAGGAGUGUGGGAAAAGCUUCAGCCGGAGCUCUCACCUGGCUCAGCACCAGAGGACCCACACGGGGGAGAAACCUUACGAAUGUAAUGAAUGCGGACGAGGCUUCAGUGAGCGGUCCGACCUCAUCAAGCACUAUCGAGUUCAUACAGGGGAGAGGCCGUACAAAUGUGAUGAGUGUGGGAAGAAUUUCAGCCAAAACUCCGACCUUGUCCGGCAUCGUAGAGCCCACACAGGAGAGAAACCAUACCACUGUAAUGAGUGUGGGGAGAAUUUCAGUCGCAUCUCCCACUUGGCUCAGCACCAGAGGACCCACACUGGGGAGAAGCCAUAUGAAUGCAAUGCUUGUGGAAAAAGCUUCAGCCGGAGCUCCCACCUCAUUACCCACCAGAAGAUCCACACUGGAGAGAAGCCCUAUGAGUGCAACGAGUGCUGGCGGAGCUUUGGGGAAAGGUCAGACCUGAUAAAACACCAGAGAACCCACACAGGAGAGAAGCCCUAUGAGUGUGUGCAGUGUGGAAAAGGGUUCACCCAGAGCUCCAACCUCAUCACGCACCAGAGAGUUCAUACAGGAGAGAAACCUUACGAAUGUACCGAAUGUGAGAAGAGUUUCAGCCGUAGCUCAGCUCUGAUUAAACAUAAGAGAGUACACACGGACUAAGCCCUGAAAUUAUAUGACUGAAAAACUACUCAAUUGGAGGUAUAAUUCUUUUUUAAUAUAUUCAUGAGCUCCUUCAGGAUUGAGCUGUUUUAACCAUAUUGAAUUUUCUAGUUGUGGGCCACAAUUUAAAACUUUAAGACAAGCCAUUUGGAAUUUUGACCCACUUCCAAAAUGGUGAUUUCUAGUCACUCAAUGUUAACGAACUACUUCAUCAACAUCAGCCUCACAAAAAGCUGGAGACCAGGGAAUAAAGGCUGGUGAAUGCUCAGGCCUGGAAAUGGAGCAAAUCUUUAAAAGUUGUGUCUCCAUCCUUUGGCCCAAAGAACUAUGCUAAGGGAAAUGUGGGAUUGUAGCGGAGUGGCCACGGCUGCUUUGGAAAAAGGCAACAGGGAGUCUACCUGAAUUGCCACACCAGUUCACAUACCAUACUCAUUAGGCACAUGCGUUCUUUCCCUGCAAAGGGUUUGGGGUUUGUUUGUUUUGCAAAGGGCUUUUUACUUGAGUUGCUUGUGCAUUUGUAUCUUUCUGUCUUCCUGUGACCAGGAGUCUACAGGAUGAAGGCACUGAUCAUUACUUCUCACUGUUCCCAUUUAAACUUUCAAAAACUGGCAUUCUUAUGAAGAUACAGAUUGAGAGGAAAAAUAAGACACAGGUUUGGGGACCAAGGACCUGUCAAUGGUGGUGACUUUAGCAAGCAGUGCCCACUGUUGUUAGCAUUAAUCAACAUGUAUGACUUUUCUUUGGGAGUCAAUGUAGGGGACAUUGUAGGAAAUAUAUCUACCAGAAAAGAAGCUCGUACAGUGAAGGUAGCAUGUGAGGAACGAGUGGAAUUUGAUCAAGGAAGGAAGCACAGAUUCACUUCCCAAGGAAUGCAGGCGAUUUCUAUAGUCUUUCUCCUCUAUCUGUUAUAGAUCAAUUCUCCCUACUUCUGACACUAGGAUUUGAUAAAAGCCACACCCCAGUGUUUAUCUUAGCUUGCAUAAGGGCAUGUGUAUAUACAGUGCAAUUUGUAUUUGUGUGGUUUUCCAAUGCUGAAACCAGUCCCACAGAUUUAGCAUGUUCUUGGGUGGUAUUGAUGAUGUGACAGAACUGCAGACAUAACUCCAAUGUGACAUGUUCUUUUUCCCCUCUCUGGGGGAAAAAAAAGAUCAAUACUAGUUUUGUGUUUCAGUGUGCAUAUGAUCUGUCUGUACAGAACUAAGCACUUGUUUAUAUGUAUCAGUAAUCGUGGAAGAUAAUAACCAUACAAAUAGGCUGAUUGUCCAAGUCUCAGAUUGAAUUUCAUUCAUGUGCAGUGAAGAACUCUGGCCUUUCAGAAUGAAUGAAUAAACCUAGGUGGGAUAUAUUUCCAUCCUCUAAGCUUACAAGUGUAAGUGGUUAAAAUAAGAACUGCCCUGAUGUAAGCCCAGGCAGUGUCAGUUCUCAUCUCAGUCUGAAUAGUGAUUGAGAAACAUCCCAUAUGUGGCUGUGUAUUCAAGCAUUUGGGGUGGGAGUUGGUGUCCACGAGAUGGGCCUGGAAUAACAUAUUUCCUCUUGCGAGUGCCCCAAAGUGUUUCUACUGUGCGUUAUUGGGACUGUUGGAACUUCUUAAAAGGCUACUUCUGUCAUAGCUCUUUGGGACUUGGUGUUAAAGGAGCAGGUCCACUAUCUUGGGUAUUGCGCUAUAGUGAUUUACUGUGACCCAUGGCUACGUAGGACAGCAUGCAUCAAUCACUGGCCAGUGACCAAAAUUCGAAAGUAACAAAAAUGAAGGACCACUCCAUCUGUCGAUGGGGUUUCUUUGUCUUGCCACGACCAAUUGAAUACAAACUGGGGCAGGGAUCAUGUCUGCUAUAAACACUAGCAGACUCCGGAUGUUUAUGAUUUAAUUGUUGGGUGACUUACAUGUUCAUGGUGAUUGAACUUGAUUAUGUUUUUUCCCCAUCAGUGUCACUGAUUUGCAGGCAUCUCCAAGUUCUCUGUUGCUUCUGUGAGCCACUGCUGGCAACAGCUUGAGAGUGGCUAAAGAAGACCGCAUCUCCAUGACCUAGCUGUAUUUUACUCCCCUUCUUCCUCUGCUCUCCUGGCCCCAGACUUGUUCCUGCUGCUGCUCUUGGCUUCUUAGAGAGAAAAGGCUCUUACGUGUCCCAGCCAUCUCUUCACACAUGCACAUGCCCUCUAGGAAGUUCAAAUGGCAAGGGCAAGACUAACUCUGUCUCCUCUCUCUCUCCCAACUGCUGCCCCUCUGCUGUGUGGAAUGAACUUUGUGUGUGUAGAUGUUAUGCAUCCAACUCUUUGCUGAUACUUUUUGCAUGCCCUUCUACUCCCAAGUCCCUGGCUGCUUCUGCACAUACCCUGAACACCUUGUGCCUGUUCUAUGGUUGUGGAGGGGGAGUGAACAAGUAUUUCGAGCAGUCUCCCUUAUGGUAUUGGUUACACUUACCCCAGUGUUUAUCUACAUCUGUAUUCUAACAAUAUCCUAGAAUUAAAAGUAUACUUUUUAAAAUAAAAUAAAAACUUGGACAAUCGCUGUA